AAUGUUCAAACCAGAAUCGCGGCUCAAAUCUCUCGUUUCUUCCUGUGUGUGUGUGUCUGUCCCUAUCUCUUUCACAGGAUAGGGAAUCGAGAGCAGAGCUUCAUUACACACAUUGUCUCCUUUCUCUUAUCUCCAAACGCUUUUGCAUUUUUCACACACAGAUUCCAUUUGGGUCUCACUCGAAACACCCAUUAAUGGAAGCCUCAUCGCCCAUCUCCAUCCAGAAGAGCCCACUGCAAGACCUCCCAGAGGCGUCGCCGAAGCCGUACAAGAAAAGCUUCGUGACCACGCUGAUGGAGGCCGCCACGCUUCGCUCUCCUUCCUUUAAGGAGGACAACUACCUCGUUUCCCACCUCAAGUCCUCCGAGAAAAAAGCUCUCCAGGAGCUCAAGGACAAGCUGUCGGCCUCUGAAGCCGCCGAUGCCUCCAUGUGGGGCAUUCCUCUCUUGGGCGGCGACGAGAAGGCGGAUGUGGUGCUUUUGAAGUUUCUGCGAGCCAGGGAUUUCAGGGUCUCGGACUCGCUCAACAUGUUGCUCAAGUGUUUGUCAUGGAGAAGGGAGUUUGGAGCUGAUAGUGUUGUUGAAGAGGAGCUGGGAUUCAAGGAGCUGGAGGGUGUGGUAGCCUAUAUGCAUGGCUAUGACAGAGAGGGUCACCCUGUUUGUUACAAUGCCUAUGGGCUUUUCAGAGACAAGGACAUGUACGACAGGAUCUUCGGCGACGAGGAGAAGCUCCACAAGUUCUUGAGGUGGAGAGUUCAGGUGCUUGAGAGAGGGAUCAAGCUUCUGCAUUUUAAGCCGGGUGGGGUUAAUUCCAUGAUCCAGGUCACUGAUCUCAAGGACAUGCCCAAGAGAGAGCUCAGGGUCGCUUCUAAUCACAUCCUCUCUCUGUUUCAAGAUAACUACCCCGAAAUGGUCGCUCGCAAGAUUUUCAUCAAUGUUCCGUGGUACUUCAGCGUGCUGUAUUCGAUGUUCAGCCCGUUUCUAACUCAGCGAACCAAGAGCAAGUUCGUGAUCUCUAAGGAAGGGAAUGUGGCCGAGACACUCUACAAGUUUAUUAGGCCUGAGGAUGUUCCUGCUCAGUAUGGCGGACUGAGUCGACCCAGUGAUCUGCAGAACGGUCCCCCAAAACCGGCCUCCGAGUUCACCGUCAAAGGCGGAGAGAAAGUUAAUAUACAGAUCGAGGGGAUUGAGGCUGGAGCAACGAUAACAUGGGACAUAGUGGUGGGGGGCUGGGAGUUGGAGUACAGUGCAGAGUUCGUGCCGAGUUCGGAAGGCAGCUACACAAUUGCAGUGGAGAAGCCAAGGAAGAUGGCCGCCUCAGAAGAAGCAAUUCACAACUCCUUCACAUCGCGUGAAGCUGGCAAAAUGGUGCUCUCAGUAGAUAACACUGCCUCCAGGCGGAAAAAGGUUGCUGCUUAUCGUUACAUCGUUCGCAAAUCCACUGCCAUAGUACCAUCUAACUUCAACUAUGCUUAAUUAUAUAUGUCCAAAAGGGUGUUUUUGAUUUUUGUUUUAUCUUCUUUUUGAGGGGUUUAAUUAAAUGCUGUUACUGCUGUGAACUUUACUUUUAAAAACUCUACUUGAUAGUACCAAUGUAAUGUAUAAAAAUUGGUGGUAUUAUAUAUUGCCUUAGUGUAGAAGAAAAGCAGCUCAACUUUGCUUAUGUCAGUGCAUA
Alnus glutinosa is the source of this 1674-nucleotide messenger RNA. Its product is annotated as patellin-6. Gene Ontology annotation, molecular function: lipid binding. The transcript is spliced from 4 exons. The coding region runs from base 195 to 1475 and encodes 426 amino acids. The record is from RefSeq and is a predicted model, not a curated record. Lineage: Eukaryota; Viridiplantae; Streptophyta; Magnoliopsida; Fagales; Betulaceae.